AUGGGCCUGUCAUCUUUAGAGAGACAGACGGGUGGCUCUCUAGAGGAUGAUUGGCUUGAUUAUGACAACUUCAACUGGCACCAGACAGGCACAACGGCCCAAGCAGAGCUUGAACUCGAGAAUACCUCUCGGAAUAUUGAUCAAGACCUGAAAAUGAGUAAUGAUUUUAUGGCUGGGAUGGAUGCACACCUCGACGAAGGACAAUGGUGGAACGAGACAACCCCGAUCCAAACACCACUAUCCAACGCCGAUGUCAGUGAUGACAGGGCGACGCCCAGUUUCUUACAAGAACUUACCUCCCAGGCUAUGGCUGUGAGCACUAAGACCAUCUCAGCUACAAUUGCUCUGCAUCAUCCCCGCAGUGCUCCACCAACUGUAUCAUCCCAGCUUUUGAUGGCACAAGAACUCUGGUACGUAUCAUCAACACCAUAUCCAUGA
Messenger RNA from Fusarium musae, 438 nucleotides. RefSeq lists its product as uncharacterized. The record is from RefSeq and is a predicted model, not a curated record. Bases 1 to 438 code for a protein of 145 amino acids. The transcript has 2 exons. Lineage: Eukaryota; Fungi; Ascomycota; Sordariomycetes; Hypocreales; Nectriaceae.